UUGUUUCUCCGGAACAUAUGAGUUAUCCCCCUGUUACUUCCGGUAAAUAAUGAAAAACACACUGCUGAGGUUUUUGUGUAAUAAUUACAUCAAACAGUCCUGCUUUGGUUACAGGACAGCUUUGGUUUCAUGUAGAAGAUGCAUUUCCAACAGUGUUCCUCAGGGACAGGAACUGACACAAACAUCAGUGAAAACAGAUGCCAAAAAAGAGGUGGACACCUGGGAAGCCCUGAAACAUGAUGACUACUUCAAUUUGAGGAGUCUGGUUACACUAAAAGAUUUGUUCAGGAUCAACGCACACUUUGGGCACCACCAAGGUGGCCGGAAUGUCUAUAUGUCACCUUACCUAUUUGGCACCCGCAGUGGCAUUGAUAUUAUUGAUUUAGAACAAACAGUGCCUCUGUUUCAAGAUGCUCUGAAUUUUACAGCACAUAUUGCAUAUAGAGGUGGGGUGAUUCUCUUUGUCAGUAGAAGCAAGCCUAUGAUGCCGUACAUCGAGAAAACUGCGGAAUUGUGUGGAGAAUACGCUCAUUGUCGUUACUGGAUGCCAGGACUAUUUACAGAUAUGCCAAAUAAAUUUGGCCAGAGAGUACGCCUUCCAGAUCUCUGCAUCUUUAUAAAUACACUUAAUAGUGUGUUUGAAACUCACAAAGGUGUAAUAGACUCAGCAAAGUUGUUAAUCCCGACAGUAGGUUUAGUGGACUCAAAUUGUGACCCUAGAUUAAUAACCUAUCCAAUACCUGCGAAUGAUGAUUCAUUUAAGGCAGUUAAAUAUUACCUGAAUUUGUUCGAGACGGCUGUACUUAAAGGAAAACAGAAAAGGAAAGAAGAUGAAGAAAUGUUGUCAGAUUCUGAAUUGUAAACGAGUGCUUGAUAAUAUCUGAAGUAUUUGUGAUACAAAACGUUUUGUCCAUUUUACUAGUUAAAAUGUAAGUAGAGGUGAAAUGUUAUUUUAUUUAGAGAAUUUGCUCCAGGAUGUCACAAACAAAGACUUUUAUAAAAAAAUGUUAUAUAUAAGAAAGGUUAGAUAUAAAAGAUUCAGUAUGAUCCCUCACCAAAAAGAAUUUAACCGAAAUCGUGUUAAUUCUGUCAUUUAACAAAAAAUUGUAAUAAACUUUUGUGAAAAAGAUUGAUGGACUUGAUACAUAGAUCUGCGUAAAGAUAAAGACAAAUUAGCAUGUUCUAUAAAUAUACAUGCUUAACCUGAGAAAUGUGAGAAUUAUCACUUGACACUGGCAUGAUUUUAAAGCAGCAUGCCUCCAGAUUUGGUUAAAAAAUAAUCUUUCUUUCAAAUUGAAGUCUGGUCAUAUCAUGAACAUUAGAAUAUGAAUUUUUGUUUCUAAAAUAUUUUAAAAAUACCAAAUCAAGAAAAAAAGAUGACCGCGUCGAGAAUCGAACCCCGGACCGCCGCGGCAAUAAAGACUUUUUCCCAUCGUCAUAACCAGUAGCACUACAGCUGAAGUAAUGAAUAAUGACCUCGAAAUAUAGAUAUUUAUAAUCGAGACAGUUUACUUCGAGUAAAAGCGUGACAAACACUUUCUGAUUUUCAUCGUAAAAAGUAGUAAAAACAGCAAAUUAUCAUGUGUUUCCGUAACAUAAAGUUUGUCAGUAAUGAAGUUUUAAAGCCUUCUUAAGAAAUAUAGCAUUUAUUUCAAGAUACUUAAAAAAAAAAUUUUUUGUUGUCGAACGAUCUGGAGGCAUGCAGCUUAAAUUGAUCUGUGUAAUUAAAAGAAUAUUAUUUGAAGGAAUUCAUUUGUUUGGUAUUUGAUAUUAUGUUAAUAAAGACAUGUUUUCAUA
This is a messenger RNA of Mercenaria mercenaria, 1797 nucleotides long. RefSeq names its product 28S ribosomal protein S2, mitochondrial-like. The transcript is spliced from 3 exons. The record is from RefSeq and is a predicted model, not a curated record. Gene Ontology annotation, biological process: translation. Gene Ontology annotation, molecular function: structural constituent of ribosome. The coding region runs from base 50 to 862 and encodes 270 amino acids. NCBI's taxonomy places the organism in Eukaryota, Metazoa, Mollusca, Bivalvia, Venerida, Veneridae. Gene Ontology annotation, cellular component: ribosome; mitochondrial small ribosomal subunit.